CAGCAAAUCUCCCUGAGAGCGGAACCUUCCUCAGCUCGAACUCAACCUCCAGUUAUUAAAAAAUAAAAAUCGCUAGAGCAGCCCUCACUGGCCACAUCUACUUUGUAUGUAUGGUAGAGGGGCAGGCAUACUGUUGUAUCCAACUCAGGCCACUUCAUUUCCUGUUCUCUUUUUUAAAAAAAUAUAUUUUUUUUGGUUGUGUUUGACUUUUUAUGGAAGGGUGAAGCCUACAAGGAUUUUAACUCAAUACUCUUGAUUUCUUUUAGGCUAUUUGGAAUUUUGAAGGAUACUCUGAUUUUCUUUUUCUUUUUCUUUUUUUCUCUUUUCUGACCUCCAAUGCGUCUGUAAGUCCCGUCACUCCAAACCCACCCACCAAGGACCCUGAAACCUGUCCACUCCAGGCGAAUCGAGACCGUCCGGCUGGGUCCCCCCCAUUUGGGCCGACUUUGCGCCUCCAAACAACCUUAGCAUGAUGUCUUAUCUUAAGCAACCGCCUUACGCAGUCAAUGGGCUGAGUCUGACCACUUCGGGUAUGGACUUGCUGCACCCCUCCGUGGGCUACCCGGCCACCCCCCGGAAACAGCGGCGGGAGAGGACCACGUUCACUCGAGCACAGCUAGACGUGCUGGAAGCGCUGUUCGCCAAGACUCGCUACCCAGACAUCUUCAUGCGGGAGGAGGUGGCGCUGAAAAUCAACUUGCCCGAGUCCAGAGUUCAGGUAUGGUUUAAGAAUCGAAGAGCUAAGUGCCGCCAACAGCAGCAGCAACAACAGAAUGGAGGUCAAAACAAAGUGAGACCUGCCAAAAAGAAGACAUCGCCAGCCCGGGAAGUGAGUUCAGAGAGUGGAACAAGUGGCCAGUUCACUCCCCCCUCUAGCACCUCAGUCCCGACCAUUGCCAGCAGCAGUGCUCCGGUGUCUAUCUGGAGCCCAGCCUCCAUCUCCCCACUGUCAGACCCCUUGUCCACCUCCUCCUCCUGCAUGCAGAGGUCCUAUCCCAUGACCUACACUCAAGCUUCAGGUUAUAGUCAAGGAUAUGCUGGCUCAACUUCCUACUUUGGGGGCAUGGACUGUGGAUCUUACUUGACCCCUAUGCAUCACCAGCUUCCUGGACCAGGGGCCACACUCAGUCCCAUGGGUACCAAUGCUGUUACCAGCCAUCUCAAUCAGUCCCCAGCUUCUCUUUCCACCCAGGGAUAUGGAGCUUCCAGCUUGGGUUUUAAUUCAACCACUGAUUGCUUGGAUUAUAAGGACCAAACUGCCUCCUGGAAGCUUAACUUCAAUGCUGACUGCUUGGAUUAUAAAGAUCAGACAUCCUCAUGGAAAUUCCAGGUUUUGUGAAGACCUGCAGAACCUCUUUUUUGGGCGUGAUUUUUAAAUAUGCUGGGCUGGACAUUCCAGUUUUAGCCAGGCAUUGGUUAAAAGAGUUAGAUGGGAUGAAGCUCAGACUCCUGAUCAAAGUUCCAAGAGGCAUAGAAAGAACACUGAGCAGCCUCCCAGGGGCCUCGCGACCAGCGACCUGAAAUGGACAAACCAAUCUACUUAAGAUCCAGUCAUAGUUUUAGAUCAUUGGUUUUUCUGAUUUGCAAAGUGAUUGAUCAAAUAUACUCUAGCCAUGUACAACCAAACACCACUUAAGAAAAAAUGAAAAUCAAACAAAACUUAAGGUGUGAGCGAAGGGAGGAAAAGUCAUAUAGCCUUCCUAAGCAGAGGUGAUCCAAUGUUUUAGCCAAUCCUUGGUUGAAUCUUAGGAAUGAACAGUGUCUCAAGCUCAUUCACGUUUCAUGACCAACUGGUAGUUGGCGCUGAAAAGCUUUUCAGGGCUGUGUGAAUUGUGCGACUGAUUGUCCUAGAUGCACUACUUUAUUUAAAAAAAAAUAAUGUUCAUAAGGAGUCAAUAUGUAGUUUUAAGAGACAAUCAGUGUGUGUCUUUAUAUAAAUGGUACAUCUGUGGUUUUUAAUCUGUGCUAGACUUCAAAACUGUGAUCUCCUGUUAUUGUAUGCAACCUGGAACUCCACCUCUGCAGGGGUUCUCCUGUGAUUAAAUAGGUUAUAAUUAUAAGCAAAACUCAGAGCAACUGAAUACUGAUCUCGAAAGAUUACCUUUGGCUGGAGGUGAGCUGCACCGAAACCUUACCACGACAAAAUGUCUCUGGACAAGGAGAGCGAGCAGGGUGAAGCGAAAAGGACCCUAAUUCAUCUGUAAUUUACUGUUGGUAAGCCUGGCAGUAAAGAGACGCUGGUCAAUUGCUCUGGCCCUGAUGAAUUUUUAAACUGAGAUCAUUGUCGUUUAUGCUUGCAGAUGUAAACUGGAAGUUAUAUAUGCAUAAACCUUUUUCUUCCUGGAUUUGGCAGAUAUGUAUAAUUAUAUUAAAAUGGUUCUAGCACAA
This is a messenger RNA of Jaculus jaculus (lesser Egyptian jerboa), 2388 nucleotides long. It is a transcript of the gene Otx2, whose product is annotated as orthodenticle homeobox 2. Gene Ontology annotation, biological process: regulation of transcription by RNA polymerase II; multicellular organism development. Gene Ontology annotation, cellular component: nucleus. The transcript is spliced from 4 exons. The record is from RefSeq and is a predicted model, not a curated record. Gene Ontology annotation, molecular function: DNA-binding transcription factor activity, RNA polymerase II-specific; RNA polymerase II cis-regulatory region sequence-specific DNA binding. Bases 470 to 1339 code for a protein of 289 amino acids. NCBI's taxonomy places the organism in Eukaryota, Metazoa, Chordata, Mammalia, Rodentia, Dipodidae.